AUGGAGUUGGUAAUAGUAUCAGUGACUGCACGCAAAACUCUGCUGCAAAUCAACUUGAAAGACGUUCCUUUAGCAGAAGAUGUAGAUUUAGACAGUAUAGCUGAACAAUUAGAUGGUUAUUCCGGUGCGGACAUAACGAAUGUAUGCAGAGAUGCUUCAAUGAUGUCUAUGCGACGAGCUAUAGAAGGACUCUCAGUAGAGCAAAUUAAAGGUCUUAAUACUGCUACACUUAAUCAGCCGACACGAAUGGCUGAUUUCGAAGAAGCAGUCGGUCGUGUGUGCAGAUCUGUUUCAGCCAGUGAUGUUGAACGGUAUGAGAAAUGGAUGACAGAGUUUGGGGCUACAUGAACCGCUGAUUUACGUUUACCGAUGUGGACUUAUACCAUUCGCACAUAUUUGAUUGGCUUAUCCAGGUUUUUACCUUGCAAAUAAAUGUACUUGAUUGUCAUAUCUCAAACCUACGUAUCUCAAAUCAUCAGAUUAUAUGGAUACUACAUUCAUGGCUCAAAUGACUGAAUAACUGAAUCCAGCCUUCCAAUUAAUUGCGCUUUACAAUUGAGGAAAAAAUACAUCAAUUGCCAUGUUUUCUUGUUGGUUUACACUCGAACGUGUUGGUUCCCCUCUAUGCUUCCUACCCGUGAUGGAUAUUUUUUCACUUUACACUAGGUAGAAUGUUUUUGAUUUGAUAAAUCUUGUAUGUCUUUCAGUUGUCCAGAAAUAGGCUAAUACAAUCUUUGU
Molecule: messenger RNA, 738 nt
Organism: Schistosoma haematobium
Lineage: Eukaryota; Metazoa; Platyhelminthes; Trematoda; Strigeidida; Schistosomatidae
Product: Katanin p60 ATPase-containing subunit A1
Exons: 3
Coding region: 1-348 (115 amino acids)
Biological process (GO): microtubule severing
Cellular component (GO): microtubule cytoskeleton
Molecular function (GO): ATP hydrolysis activity
Source: RefSeq, a predicted model, not a curated record